AUGAGGGUCAGCAGUGAGCCAGGGGAGAAGGACUGUGUGCCGUCAGGGGCUUCAAGCCUCCAUCAGAGCCCUGCUGAGAUGCAAACAGCCUCACAUCAACACGGCACGGCCAUGAGUCCUCUCUGUGAGAACUCUAAAGCUGACAGGACGAUGCAGAGCUCAAACCCGACCUCACUGCCCGUGCACAGGAGUCAUUCAGUCACUUCACCCAUGAUCAGACACGGAGUGCCCCACCGAACAGAAGACCAUGGGGCCUGUGGACUCACUCACCAAGGAGGAGCUAACUCCAUCCAAGAGGCUGACAUUCACUCCGUAUUAUCAUGCAAGCAGUGCAGCAUCAUGAGCACGUUUCCAUGUGGGGCCAACACUGGAGAAGGACGCGUAGCGCUGCCUCAGAACCGGUGUGUCUGUAUGAUGCCCCCUAAGACCGCAGGGAGAGAGGAGGGCUACCUUCCUGCUACAUGUGACCGAGCACACUGCUGUGGCUCUUACAUCAAUCAUGCCAACUUUGAGGACACGUUCGCUGCCUACUGCCACCCACAGCCCAUCCCCGCCCCCUCCCAGCUGCUGCAACGCUUACCAGGACCAGAGCCAAGCUGUGACCUCCAGCGUGCUGUGGAACCUCCUUCAGCCAUAAACCACCUCACCCUGCCCCGCCUCAUCUCCUCUGUGAGUGAGACGGGCCUGGAUGCCAAACACCUGCUGCACUGCUGCAACCUCAACUGCUCCUGGAUGAGCACUCUACCUCCCGGGGCCGGGCCAGGGUCCCAAAAACACUUUGGUUUAGAGGAGACCUGCAGCCGUUCGGGUGGCCUUUUCAGGACUGCUACUCGGGAUAUGGGAACUAUGACGGCCAACAAAGAGCUGCGGGAUGUCGGGGUACAAACAGGACAAACUGUCACACCUCAUGUGUUUCCUGAGAUCUGUCUGGCAGAAGACACCCGGAGUGAGAUCUCUCGCAGCCAAUCAAACACUGACAGCAGCGGAGACAAGAAGCCGAGUGGCACUCCAAAGUCUCCGGUGAAGGAGGUGAAGUGGGAUGCAGAGGGGAUGACAUGGGAGGUGUACGGGGCCUCUGUGGACCCUGAGGAGCUGGGCCUCGCCAUCCAGAAACACCUGGAGCUGCAAAUCAAGGAGACGGCGAAACACGCAGCGAAGCUAUCACGCCAGAACACCAACACGUCUCGUCAGAGCAGGAACAACGGCUGUCAGAGGAAGAGGAGCAGGAUGAUAGGCUCCUUCAGACCCCCGGCCUGUUGUGCACGCACCACUACAGCUGUGGACUAACUGACCAGCUGACUGACUGGAGGGACUGAACCUGAACACUGUGUUUAGCAGCCAACAUGGCCGCUCAAAGCCUCAAAUGUCACUCAUCUUAUCACAAGGUCUAAAAAUGGAUUAAUGCAAACUGAGAGAACGGCUCACACGACUGAAUCAAUGUCAAACCUCGACGUGGAAUGAUUCGUAUCGAGGAGGAAAGGACUUAUGAUGAACUGACAAAGCAUUAUAUUGCAUCAUUCGGUGUCUUUAAUAUCUUAAUAUCUUAAAUGUGAUUCUGCAGCUGGGCACUGCCAGUGUUUUCAGAUGCCUCAAUGACAACACAGCCAGAGAGAAACAGGACCUGUACGGUAAAAAGCAAUCUGAUACAACAACCCUCUGUAAUGCUCCUGCUGUAAAGCUCCUAGUGAAAGU
Molecule: messenger RNA, 1692 nt
Organism: Notolabrus celidotus (New Zealand spotty)
Lineage: Eukaryota; Metazoa; Chordata; Actinopteri; Labriformes; Labridae
Product: GRIN2-like protein
Exons: 1
Coding region: 1-1287 (428 amino acids)
Biological process (GO): neuron projection development
Cellular component (GO): plasma membrane
Source: RefSeq, a predicted model, not a curated record